Amoebophrya sp. A25 is the source of this 5596-nucleotide messenger RNA. The record is from the annotation of a GenBank genome assembly. Lineage: Eukaryota; Dinophyceae; Syndiniales; Amoebophryaceae.
UUUUGUUCAACGGAGGGGGCCCCGGUGAGUGGCGCCACCGCCCAGGUCAGCCAUUUUGUGUUUUACUACACAAAAUACCUCCGGGAUCGAUCCCCAUUCCGAGACACGCCGCGAACCGGGGCGCGCUGGCUUUCUGCCUCUGCGCCUCCUGAGUUCUUGUUGUCUCGGGGUGGGGUCGGUCUUGGUGGUGUUGUUUUUUUUUUCCGUCUUCGCGGGUCUGGAUUAGUUUCGGGGUGGCUUGCGGCUUGUGUUGUUUCGUUUCUUCUUUAUUUGUUUAUUUGUAGCGCCGUGUCUGUCUUUAUGUUCUUCUCUUCUGGUUCUUUUUGGUUUCUUGUGUUCUUCUCUGCUCGAGGUUUUCCCCCUCUUCCUUGUCUGUUUCGUCUCUUCUUGUUGGUUUUCUGUGGAUGGUUUGUUCGUGACUGGUGCGUGUAAUGCGAGCAGCAGCCUGCAGAGUGUCGCCUAUCGUUCGCCGCUCCCGGCCGACCUUCUCGUUGCUCCAGCGUGCGGAUUCAUUUCUCCCAAACCCCUCCGACACAGGGCGCGUCGCUUUUAUUGCGGUCCAUGUUCGACCAGUGCGGCAUUCUUCCUUUCGCGCCUGGUAAGACACGCAGUUCGCACCUAGUGGUGUCAGCGGAUCGCGGAUACGGACAUCUCUUCCAGGACGUACCGCGUGAGCAGAAGCAGCGCAAUAACACUAUUCGAGUAGGCGGCACCGGUGCGCCGGCAGUUUCUGGCGACGAUCGCCAUUCUUCAGAUCGCAAUAGCGCAGCGAGCGCGCAGGCGAGCAGUGGCGCUCCAAUUUUGGAAAUGGUAGCCAGCGACUCGCAGAUAUCGUCAUCAGCUGGUGCUGGGCAUCGAAAUAGCCGCCGUCAAAUUCUAGGUGCUUCAGCUCAGCAUGACAUAAGAAGAAAGCGAACCAGGUCGAAGCGCAAGCGCCAACGGUCAAGGAGAACAGGCAUGGCGAAUGCCACUUCGCCAGCACCUUCUGCGGCACAGACUUCUGCAAGGCCACACGCACCUGUACCAGCGCAACCUGAAGAAGUACACUCUGGCAUUGUCAACAUGGAUACUUCUGAGGUGGCAGAUGCCUCUGCUGUUACAAACGUCAACCGAGAAGAAGGACCAGGUAGAACGAGUCUGGCGAGCACUGUUUCACUCGCACUAUCUACGGCGACUGCCUCGUCUGAGUCUGCUGUCGACAUUCGCGCAUCAUUGAAACACACCGCGGCACAAGGACAUCGUUGUCGCCGACGUGCUGGAAAGCGGCAGCGUCGUCUUCGAAAAAAGUGGGGAAUAAGAUCCAAGUCUGCUGGCGAAGUAUCGAAAGAGCCUGGCGCGCUUCAACACGCUACGCGGAAUGACGCAGUAGAUAUCAGGAUGGAGUCCAUGUCGCUGUCGCAGUCGUGCUCAAAUAAGGCGCCCCAUCCGGGACGCCUUGUUCGCGCGUACAUCCAGGAGAGGCGCACCAAGCAGAGGAGGAUCGUACAAAGACUUUUUGGAAGCAAGCGCACUUCUUUCAGCUGUGGCGUGUCACGGGAAGGAACCAGCAGCGACUUUAGACAAGAGCUGGAUAAGUGCGCUUGUUCUCUUGCGCGUUUUCUUACCGUUGACCUGGCUUCUGCUUCCGUGCGCAAGAACUUGAUUCAACCUUCAAAAGAAACAACGGGAUGCAGCGCCACACUUUUCCGACAGCAAGACUGGCAGCAACUGCUACGGCUUGCUGAGCUCCAGCAUUUACAGCAAUCUGCGCUAAACAAAGAUCCCCAUGCGGUUGUCGAGCGAUGCGCUCUUAGCAAUAGGAAGGCAGCGCCGAGGGUAAUAUUGAUGCUAGACUCGGAAUUUAGCCCAGCAAAUAGUCAAGUCUAUCUUUUUCGUCAUCAUAGGCAUGCCCACUUCAAAAGGUCUCAAUCUAUCAUACACAUACAUUUCUAGAUGUUGCUACUUUUUAUUAAUUUCUAUUCAUAUCCCUCUUCCUCUCCUUUCAAUAUAUUUAAUGCUUAUAUCGUCCUAUUCCACCUAACGUUAACCAGAUUCGUUGGAAACCGAAGGGGACAACAAGCGUAGGCCUCCGGCCUAUCAUAGAUCUGCGGCAUCAAAAGCGUGACUUUCAGCUCCGUGAUUCGACAGCAGUGCUUAAAGCGGCAGCGCGAAAGAACGAUCAGCUUGGGACUUCGGUUUUCAAUAGAUUUCAGCUGUAUGGGAAGCUUCUCCAGACUCGCAGGAAGCUUCUGCAACAAAUGAGGAAAAAGAGGAAGCAAGGAGCGGAAACUGCUUCGCCGCGGCAUCACCAGCAAUUGUAUGGUAGUAUCGUAGUUGCAGACCUGCCGAAGUGCUACGAAAAUCUCUCGCACAGUGAGCUAAAGGAGGUGCUAAAUGAGACGAAGUUGCCAGAAAAGUCGACCGUCGCCUAUCCGACAGUUUUCGCUGUUGGUCGCGGAUGUGGUGGCGCUAAUCUUCGCGUUGCAACAGAGGGCGUCCGCAGAACGUUUGUGACAACUGACGUCGAGGAAGACACUGCUGAGCCAGAGUGUGCAGUUGUGCUCGAUAAGAAGCUUCUGCAAGUGAGGAAUCUGAUUGUACCACAGAAGUCUGGCGCUCGGACUAUCUUUGCUGGCACAGUUCGCUCGAAAAUAGCCAGAAACGCGAUCCGAGAGCAGUCUGUGCGACUACCAUUUUCAGACUUGAUUGUUCGCAGCAAUGUUGGGAUUCCGCAAGGUGCACACGCGAGUCCUCUGCUAUGCGCGCUUUCGCUUGCUGCAAAAGACAGAAAGCUUGAGAAGAAGGAAAGCCAGCGAGAACAAGGCAUACGCGAAAACGCUUCAGAUGAAGAAGCGUCUAAUCUUUGUCUGCUCAAAGAUCAUCGUAGUCCUUUCGCUGUGAAACAAGAAUCACAGAAAAAGCAAAACAAGGCUUCUGCACUAGUUCGCACACGUCUAGUUGAUGACUUUCUCUACGUCGGCGAUGCCGAGCCAACUUGUGUGGUAGAUGAGUGGGAGGCUGUUUUUGGGGAACUGCACAAGAAAAAGUCAGUAACUUGUUUCUACGCUACGAAACUUAGCUCAAAAAUGAACGGAAUAACGAGUAGUGGAUCCCCAGCUUCCUCGUCCUCUUGCGCGCCGCCAACUACUACUACUGCGUCAUCUAGUGGACGAGAUAACAUUUUUCCCGCGGCGCCAUCAUCAGGAGUUGUGUGGGCUGGUUUACGCUUUGCACCGCAGAGCUCUCCAUGUGAUGUGGUCGGACAUAAAUCAGGUGCAGACUCUUGUACCACAUCAGCAUCUUCCUCGUGGUCUAAAAAUGGCGCGAGCAACAGUAGUUCUAGUUCAUCAACUUCCGCGUCCACUUUUGCUGCGUCGAAUUCUUCACGUCGCAGUGCGUUGCCAAUGUCUGCUUUCGAGAAGCUCAACAUUUCCGCGGAAUUGCGACAAACGCCUUUGGUCCUUCGUUCUAGGUCCACGAACGCUGUUGCGCGCACAUUCAUCAUGUUGCUGGACUCACAACUUUUGUCUGGGAUCGUGCUUGACCGACGACUGAACAGCGCCGCCUCGGUCGAGAACUAUCUCCAAAACUUGGUCUUGGUCAUGGCGCGACGUGUGAAAGACAUAAAACGCCGACUAGCUGGCGUAGGAGUUGUUACAACUACUGCCCGUGGAUCUAGGAGUGCCUCUGCUCGAAAGAACAAGAGCAGAUAUACAAGUAGAAGAAGCGUUGUGCUGCAGCAUGGCGUUGGUGCGUGCUACAAUCGUGCACAUGGUCAACCGAUUGGUCGCGUGUGGCAGAAGUUAAUGGCUCGCAUUUCAAAGCGAUGUCGUGAGAGCGGCAACGCUGCAGUCUGGGAAAGGGUACAGAAUAAGCUGGUGGGUCUUCAAGUAGAUUUCUAGCGCUCUAGGGAGCACCAGGAAAAGCGCCGCGCGUCAUGUACUACUAAUACAAGUUAGUACUAGUAGAGUGCUUUGGCCUACCCAUGUAUUCACUACUCAACUGACCAGCAGCGUCUCAUGCUGGCGAACUGGGCAAGAUUUAGGUAGUGGCUUCGAGAUUUAUAGUUCAACAUAAGAAACCAAGGCUCGACUGAAUGAGAAGACUGUAGGGAAAGUGAACACCUUCCGCCGGUUGCGGUGGUGAGGGUUCUCAGUUAUACUGGAUAUCUGUAUUUGUCUAUUUCUGUUGAGGAUGGGCGCAUGAGUAAUAUGUGGCUGUAUUGAUUAUUUCAUGGUGGAUAAUGCUUGCAUGUGCAUGGCAACUUGUUUUGCCCAUGGUUUAGGCGUGGAUCAUGGAGGGGCCUCUCUCGUGUGCUGGUGAGUCCGGAGGGGAAAGGUGGCGUUUGGGGUUGGGGGCAUCCGGAAGCCGGACCUCGAUGAUGGCACAGUAGCGAGAUGCCUCAAAGUGAUCCUGCCGAGGCCUAGUCAGUUCGUUUUGUCAGUGCACAUGUGCAAGCGCUACCGAUCUUAAACGACUGGAGGAAUUCCAAUUUUUGAAACUUCAAGUGCAACUUCUUAAUAGCUCGCUGGCUAUGUCAAUCUUCGACGAUGAAUAGAAUAGCAGAUAAUCUAGUAUGUGGGAAAUUUGUUCUACCGAGAAGGAAGAUGCAUCCGCUACAUUGGGGACAAAGUAUUUCCUUAGUAUCGCAAAGAGGUGAGUGUACUUAACGAUACUCGUUUGUGUUUAUGUUUUCGUCGUUUUUCGUGUUCGUCGUCUUAUAUCGGCUUGGAUCUUUUCUAGGAGAGGUCCAAGCUCUUUUCCUUUUUUUUUCUCGUUUCAUCAUUGAGGAUCAGAGAAGGUUGCCGCUUGGUGAUCUUCGUUUAACCACGUUGGAGUCCUGAAGAUUUACACAUAGUUUUUUUUUGUGUGUGUCAACUACAACUGUAGGUCUUAGCAAGUAUAAUAAAUACCGUUCUUAAAAAUGUUGUUCUUGACACUUCCUGAGCUCGUUUUUCCUAGAAUCAAGAACGGAGAGCAGUAAGAUAUAUCGUUCUUUCUUUGCAGCCCGACUACGUAUUUACAUGCAACCCAAGCAAAAUGUGCAUCCAUGAGAAAAAACAUCAGAAAGCUUUAUGGUGGCCUGUCAUUAUGUCAUUGUGUAUCUAUUAGAUGAGCAUCAAGCAUGGUGUGUGCAAUCAUCUCGAACUACUCAUGACAUCAUGAUAGUGCAGCUGUGGUGAUUCUCAUGCAUUCCAUAAAGCUUAGAACAUUCAUCAAUUUCAUUAACUACCAUUCCAUCUCAACAUAAUUACCCUGAAGAUAGUGAUACUUUUCUCAACACCUUUCACAGAGAGAUCGUGCCCAGCAUUAUCCGUUCGAUGGAGGCACGUCGAUGGAGGCAUGUCAAAAGACUAUAUCAUGAUCUACGUCGACUCUUCUACUUCUUGAGUAGCCGGAAGUAGGGCACCCUUUGCAUGCAUAAGGACAAGGUGACCCAUCAAAAAUUGCAAUAAAUCAAUCAGAACUUCCACCUAUAAAGUCAAAUCGCUGUAAGAGAAGCUGACUUUCCAGCAUGCACAUCAUGGAGACGAUGGCAACAAGCAAAGAUAAACAACAUGUCGCUCAGCUGUAAGAUAGUACGUGCCAGAAACUAAGGAGUACAACUCAGCGGCCA